Molecule: messenger RNA, 1368 nt
Organism: Trematomus bernacchii (emerald rockcod)
Lineage: Eukaryota; Metazoa; Chordata; Actinopteri; Perciformes; Nototheniidae
Product: rhodopsin
Exons: 1
Coding region: 1-1059 (352 amino acids)
Biological process (GO): G protein-coupled receptor signaling pathway; visual perception; phototransduction
Cellular component (GO): membrane; photoreceptor outer segment
Molecular function (GO): G protein-coupled receptor activity
Source: RefSeq, a predicted model, not a curated record
AUGAACGGGACAGAGGGACCAUUUUUUUACAUCCCUAUGGUUAACACCACUGGCGUUGUCAGGAAUCCUUAUGAAUACCCUCAGUACUACCUUGUCAACCCAGCAGCUUUCGCCGCCCUGGGUGCCUACAUGUUCUUCCUCAUCCUUGUUGGCUUCCCCAUCAACUUCCUCACUCUGUUCGUCACCAUCCAACACAAGAAGCUGCGUACCCCUCUAAACUACAUCCUGCUGAACCUUGCCGUGGCUGACCUCUUCAUGGUGUUCGGAGGAUUCACCACCACCAUGUACAGCUCUAUGCACGGCUACUUCGUCCUAGGACGCCUCGGCUGCAAUCUUGAAGGAUUCUUUGCUACCCUUGGUGGUGAGAUUGCCCUCUGGUCACUGGUUGUCCUGGCUGUUGAAAGGUGGAUCGUUGUCUGCAAGCCCAUCAGUAGCUUCCGCUUCGGGGAGGAUCACGCAAUCAUGGGUUUGGGCUUGGCUUGGGCGAUGGCUUUAGCUUGUGCUGUGCCCCCUCUUGUCGGCUGGUCUCGUUACAUCCCUGAGGGCAUGCAGUGCUCAUGUGGAAUCGACUACUACACACGUGCAGAAGGAUUCAACAAUGAGUCCUUUGUUAUCUACAUGUUUACCUGCCACUUCACGGUCCCACUGGUUAUCAUUUCUUUCUGCUACGGCCGUCUACUCUGUGCUGUCAAAGAGGCUGCUGCUGCCCAGCAGGAGUCUGAGACCACCCAGAGGGCUGAGAGGGAAGUCAGCCGGAUGGUAGUAAUGAUGGUCGUUGCCUUCCUGGUGUCUUGGCUGCCCUAUGCCAGUACGGCCUGGUGGAUCUUCUGCAAUCAAGGAGCUGAAUUCGGACCACUCUUCAUGACCGUCCCGGCCUUCUUUGCCAAGAGUUCAGCCGUCUACAACCCAAUGAUCUACAUCUGCAUGAACAAGCAGUUCCGCCACUGCAUGAUCACCACCUUGUGCUGCGGUAAAAAUCCAUUUGAGGAGGAGGAAGGAGCGUCCUCUACUAAGACCGAGGCUUCGUCUGUAUCCACGAGCUCGGUGUCUCCUGCAUAAAAGGGCCGUUGACACAGGCUCCAUGAUCCAAUAUCCAAGAAGAAGACUUCUGCUCCCCUGGUAAAACGACUGAAGGCUAACGUCUACAGAAAUAACUCCUUUUUGUAUUUUUACAAAUGUAUUGGUUCAACCUAAAGACAGUUGCAGGAAAGGUCUGACCAUAACAGAGUUGUUCUGUAUUUGCAGAAUAUCCAACUUAAAAAUGUAUUUUUUCCAAGAGGAAAGGGAAAAAAACUUUUACAGUUGGAUCAUAUGAUACUGGCUUAUUUUUAAAUGUAGACGCAUGUUACCAAGGCAAUGUAAAAUAAA